This is a messenger RNA of Malania oleifera, 3639 nucleotides long. RefSeq lists its product as uncharacterized. The record is from RefSeq and is a predicted model, not a curated record. The coding region runs from base 1 to 3639 and encodes 1212 amino acids. The transcript is spliced from 4 exons. Lineage: Eukaryota; Viridiplantae; Streptophyta; Magnoliopsida; Santalales; Ximeniaceae.
AUGGGCCUUCUGUGCCUUUAUGUUAUGCCACCACUCUGGAUACCCGUGAAGUUUGAAACAUGUUUUGCGGGUGUGCUUGAGAUUCCCACAGUGGCUACAUCCCCCUCCUUCUGUCUAAGACUUGCCUUGGUUGAGAUGAGUGACUUUGUCACCGCCUAUUGGCAUCUUUUGGGACAAUUGAAUAGAUGGAGGCUAUCGUGGCCCCAUCUUGGUGCUCUUGGAGUCCAUGACAGUGCUGGUCGUGGUCUCGGUUCUUGCAAGCAUGACAGCUUGACGAAUGUCUUCUUGGUGUACAUAUGCAUACACCUGUUCCACUGUGGGAAACGGCUGCAUCUGCAAGAUAAUGACAAGAAGCAGAAUCUGGAGGAUGCUCUUUACUUCAUCGCACUUAAUGGUGGGGAUAAAGAGUCAUGGUCCCGUAGAGUAGACUCAGAAAUUUUAGAAGAGUAUGACAGAUUGAGGAAUGAGGUAAAACUGAAAUUAGUUCAAUCAAAUCCUGAUCUCUCCCCGGAUACUCUCAUGGAUCUUGUUCAAAGACAACUAGGGCUGUCUGCAUGUGAAUCUGGGGGUACGGAUGUUGCUGGGAGGGAAGCGAAUAUUAACACCCCGAUGGUGUUAAAUGAAAAAAUCAUGGAUGCUCUGGGUCUGGUGGGUUCGCCUUCUGGUGAUGUACCAAAAGGGUUUCUGGCUUCUGGCCAUGAUGCGAAUGUUCGAUGGGGUGAUGUUGAGGAGUUACAGAGCCCUGUGAUGCCUUCUCCAGUUAAGGUUCAUCCGGUUGAUCCUGAGGUGACUGGGAAGCAAGCUUUAGUGAAUCCUCGAAAAAACACGAGGGUCCCUUGGUCUGCACUCUUUGCAAAUAACAGAGCUCCGGAAUCCUGUACUCCCAUCCCUGCGUUUCCUUCAGAUGGGUUGGGUGCUAGAUUGAAUCUGUCUGAUCUCACGAGACCAGAGGAUUCCUAUUUGAAGUGCUUAGUUGGGUAUUUUGCAGGUAGAUACCCAGGAAAUGCUACUAUUAGUGCCAUUGUGAACUCAUGGAAAGCCAAUGUUACCUUUAUCAGACAUGUUGACAACUGGAUCGUCUUUAAGUUCCAAGAUGAAGAAGACUUGGAUAGGAUCUUGCAGAAAGCCCCAUAUAUCAAAAGAGGCAGAACCUUAUUCAUUAAGAGGAUGCCAAAGAAUUUUCAGUUUGGCCCUGAACAUAGGACUAUCCUACCUGUGUGGGUUCAACUGAGGAACCUCCCCAUGGAGAUGUGGAAUCCCUUAGCUCUUGGGAAAAUAUGCUCUGAAUUGGGUAAACCUUUGUGUGCAGAUAAGCUUACGAUGCUGAAGGCUAGAGUGUCUUUUGCAAGAGUCCUAGUUGAAGUAGAUGUGGCUAAAGAGCCUAAGUACUCAGUUAAGGUAUUCCUCCUAGAUGAUGAGGAACUGAAUCAAUCUAUUAUUUAUGAAAAUCUACCUCAAUUUUGUACUCACCGUAAGUAUGUGGGUCAUACAGAGAGAAUGUGUGGAAUAAAAAAGCCCAGGGGGGGACCUGCAAAGGUUAAGACUGAUGCUCCUGGUCCCUCUAGGGUUAAGGAUACAGUUACUGUCCCGGAUAAGGUGGGUCCUUCUGCUAACAUUGUGCAGGAUGCCCCUCCUCGUGAUGCCAGUGUGGUGAUUGACAAAGGUAAAUCUGUGGUGGAGGAUCCUGAGUCUUCUGAGAAAAUGACUUUGGAAGAGGUGCCCCAUGAAGCUUGUGAAUCCCCUGGGGAUAACUUAGUGCAGCCUCAGCUGGACCUGGGUAAAGAAAUGGAUACCUCCAUCCCCUUGGAGAUUCCAGUGCAACAGGAAUGCCAGACUCAGUCUGAGGGCCUAGGAGUGUGUGCUCUGCAGGCUACUGGUGUUCCUAAAAGAACUCCACCCCUAGGGAAACCAGGACACAUUUCCAAGGACCCUAAUGAGGGUUUUACAGAAAAAAAAUUCAGUAAUUGGCAACAACUCAACAACUUUGACCUUCAUGAUGCAGGAAGAAUUGUGAUCCUCUGGGAUCCACUAAAAGUCUUGGUUCAGACCCACCAUGCUAGCCCCCAGGCUGUUCACUGCACUGUCAAAUGCUUAGUUUCCUCUAACACAUUCCUAUGCAGCUUCAUUUAUGGUUAUAAUUCUCUGGUUGCCAGAAGACCACUGUGGCUGGAUCUCAUUCAGACUGGCAGUUCCUCUACAAUGCCUUGGAUGCUCCUUAGUGAUUUUAAUUCUGUCCUUAAGCCUGUGGAAAGGAGGAAAGGCAGUCCAGUAUCUGUAUAUGAAACAAAGGACAUAAAUGAUUGCUUUAAUGAAGUUGGCUUAUCUGAUCUGAACGCUUCUGGAUGUCUACUUACAUGGUCUAAUGGAAAUGUCUGGAGCAAGUUGGACAGAGUUGUGGUUAAUCAGUGUUGGCUUGGCACUGGUUGGAACUCCCAUGCAGUUUUUCAAUUUCCUAGAAUACUGUCUGAUCAUUCUGUUUGCUUAGUAAAUUUAUUUGCUGACCAGGACCUGGGUGCUCUUCCAUUUAAAUUCUUCAACAUGUGGUCCACUCAUGCUGAUUUCAUGAGGAUUGUAAAGGAUGUUUGGGAAAAUGAGUUUGUUGGUAAAUUGCAAUAUUGCUUCUGCAAAAAGCUCCAGAUCCUGAAAAAACCAUUGAGACUUUUGAAUUCCUCAAACUUCUCUCAUAUCUCAUCGAGAGCUGAGAUAGCCACUUCUGAAGUGAAGGACCUCCAACAAUUGCUACACAACAACCCCUCAUGUCAGUCCCUGCAGGAGGAUUUGAAAUCAAAGAAACUGAAUGCCUUAAGACUUGAGGAAGCCAACAGACUAUUUUUAGCUCAAUUGUCCAAAAGUAAAUUCAUUAAGUACAGUGACAGGGGCUCUGCUUUCUUUCACAUUCUGCUUCGAAGAAACAGAGCUAGGAAUCAUAUUGCCUCUAUUACUUUGCAGAAUGGGAACCUAUCUGAAUCUUAUGAUCAGGUUGCCCAAGAAUUUGUAACUUACUAUAAGCAGCUAUUGGGGUCUACUGGCUAUAACUCAUUAGUAGACUCUCACAUCUUGGCUAGAGGUCCUGUAUUAAAUGAGGAAAAAAGAAAUAGUAUGAUGGCUCCUAUAACAGAUGAUGAAAUUAAGGAUGCUCUUUUCAGGAUUGGAGACAACAAAGCCCCUGGUCCUGAUGGGUUUUCUGCUGGUUUCUUUAAAAGUUCUUGGAAUAUUAUAGGCAACGAAUUUAUUAUGGCUGUCAAGGAAUUCUUUGAGAGUGGGAGGCUACUUAAGCAGUUAAACCAUACUGCUAUUGCACUUAUUCCUAAAUCCAGCCAUGCUACUUCAGUAAGAGAUUUCAGACCAAUUGCAUGCUGUAAUGUGUUCUACAAAGUAAUUUCCAGGAUUAUAGCUGAAAGAAUUAAACCAGUUCUAGAUGACUUAAUUAAUCCUGCACAAGCUGCCUUUAUUAAAGGUAGGAGCAUGAUGGAAAAUAUUUAUAUGGUGCAGGAAUUAGUAAGAGGGUAUGCAAGGAAGAGGAUUUCCCCUCGGUGCUUAUUGAAAAUUGAUCUUUUGAAAGCUUAUGACUCUGUGGCUUGGCCCUUCCUCAAGGAGAUGCUCAUCCACCUAAAGUUCCCAGAUAGGAUGAUUUCAUAG